Messenger RNA from Fulmarus glacialis (Northern fulmar), 2049 nucleotides. Its product is annotated as dimethylaniline monooxygenase [N-oxide-forming] 1-like. Gene Ontology annotation, molecular function: NADP binding; N,N-dimethylaniline monooxygenase activity; flavin adenine dinucleotide binding. The record is from RefSeq and is a predicted model, not a curated record. NCBI's taxonomy places the organism in Eukaryota, Metazoa, Chordata, Aves, Procellariiformes, Procellariidae.
AUGCCUUGGGGAUACCAACUCCGAGGCCAGCUGCUGGGUGAAGAUCAAGUGAACCUGCACAGCGUCCUGCAGACCAAACACCGCGACUACAGUCAUCAGGAUAAAAAAUAUAAAUGCCAGGACUUCUCAACCACCCGCCAGUGGGCUGUUGUCACCGAAACUAAUGGGAAGGAAGAACUGGCCGUUUUUGAUGCUGUGAUGGUUGGUGUCACUCACCAUAUACAUCCAUAUGUCCUGCUGGAGUCCAUCCGAGAUAUCGAGAAGUUCAAGGGCCAGUAUUUCCACAAGACCCGUCAGGGAUGCGAAGGGAAGACCAUUUUGGUGUUUGGUCUGGGGAAUUUGGGGUUGGACAUGGCAGUGGGGCUCUCCCCAGAGGCCAAGGAGAAAGUGGACCCCUCCAGAGCAGAAGGAACGGUUAAGCCCCGUUCACAGCCCGGGUGCCUGGUGGAGAGAGCAGGGAUGAGAGUGGCAGUGGUGGGUGUGGGCGUCAGCGGGCUGACGGCCACCAAGGGCUGCCUGGAAGAGGGGCUGGAGCCCACCUGCUUCGAGCAGAGCCGGGACAUCGGGGGGCUCUGGCGCUACACGGAGCACGUCGAGGCUGGCCGGCCAAGCCUCUACNNGUCGGUCAUCAGGAACACCUCGAAGGAGAUGUCGGCGUUCUCCGACUUCCCCUACCCCAAGGACUUCCCGGUGUUCCUGCCCAACGCCCUGGAGUACCUCCCGCACUAUGCCAAGCACUUCGGCCUCUGGGAGCACAUCAAGUUUGGGACCACCGUCGUCAGCAUCAGGAAACGCACUGACUUUGCCACCACGGGCCAGUGGGACGUGGUCACGGAGGUGGAUGGGAAGCAGACGUCGCACAUCUUUGAUGCCGUUAUGGUUUGCAGCGGCAAUUUCUCUGAGCCAUCCCUCCCCCUGCACUGUUUUCCCGGCAUCGAGAGGUUUCAAGGCCAAUGCUUUCACAGCCGGCAGUACAAGCAUCCCGAAGGGAUGCUUCAGGGGAAGCGUGUCCUCGUGGUUGGCAUGGGCAACUCGGGAGUGGACAUCGCAGUGGAGGCCAGCCGUGUAGCCGCGAAGGUACCACCACCCACCGAGGCAGGCGCCUGGGUGCUCAGCCGCGUGUUUGACCACGGCUACCCAUGGGACAUGGUUUUCAACACUCGUCUUAUGAGCUUGAUCAGAAACAGCCUCCCUGGACCCCUUUCAUGGGGGUUAAUUAACUACAGGGCAAACCAGUGGUUCAAGCACGAAAACUAUGGCCUUCAACCAGAGAAGAGCUGCUUGGUGCACAAGCCCGUGCUGAACGAUGACCUUCCAAGCUACAUCCUGACGGGGAGGAUCACCAUCAAGCCAGGCAUGAAGGAGUUCAAGGACAACUCGGUUGUCUUCCACAACUGCCCUGAGGAGGAGCCCAUCGAUAUUGUUGUCUUCUGCACGGGCUACGACGUCUCCUUCCCGUUCCUAGAAGAAGCAGUCGUCAAGGUGGAAAACAAGCACGCGUCCCUCUACAAAUACGUGUUUCCAACCCACCUGCAGAGGCCCACCCUGGCCGUCCUGGGGCUGAUCAAGCCGUUAGGACCCAUCAUGCCUGUGGUAGAGAUGCAAGUGCGCUGGGUGACCCGUGUCUUCAAAGGCUUGUGUCGGUUGCCUCCUCAGUCUGUCAUGGAGAAGGAAGUAAACGAGAAGAAGAAAAACCAAAGGCAAAGGUUCGGUCUGUCCUUUGACGAAGUCCUCAAAACCGAUUGCCUCAUCUACAUGGACAAGCUCGCCUCCUUCUUUGGCGCCAAGCCCAGCGUGCUGGGGCUGCUCUGCAGAGAUGCCCGGCUGGCUCUCACCGUUUUCUUCAGCCCCUGCACCCCCUACAAGUACUGGCUGGGGGGCCCCGGGUGCUGGGAGGGGGCACGCCAGGCCAUCCUCACCCAGUGGGACUGGACCCUGAAGCCCACGAGAACACGAGUCCCUGCCAGCUCCUCCAGCCCCUGCCCUUCUCUCCUUACUGUGGUGGGGUUUCUCCUGCUCCUGGUUGCCCUGGUUUUUAGUUUCCAGUAG